This is a messenger RNA of Suillus discolor, 1653 nucleotides long. RefSeq names its product major facilitator superfamily domain-containing protein. Gene Ontology annotation, biological process: transmembrane transport. The record is from RefSeq and is a predicted model, not a curated record. Bases 1 to 1653 code for a protein of 550 amino acids. NCBI's taxonomy places the organism in Eukaryota, Fungi, Basidiomycota, Agaricomycetes, Boletales, Suillaceae. The transcript is spliced from 8 exons. Gene Ontology annotation, molecular function: transmembrane transporter activity. Gene Ontology annotation, cellular component: membrane.
AUGCCGCCACUGCAGCCUCUCUCCACCGCUGAAACGCCAGUUCAUCAUGAACCCAAAAAACUUUCUCUUACGCGCAAACUAAUUUUACUGUUUAUGUUCUGUCUUGCUCAGUUCCUAGAUACCGUCAAUAACUCAGCUCUCCUCUCCGCAAUCCCUGCACUCGAGACAUCCAUGGGUAUGACUGAAAGUCAAUACACCUGGACCAUGAGUGCAUACCAGUUGACCUUUGCAUCUUUUCUGCUUAUUGUGCGUGUCCAUCCCAUUGAUUCUGAUUUUACACUUCAACCUGAACGUAUUGCUCAGAGCGGCCGCAUUAGCGACGUGUACAACCCAAAAAUUGCGUUUGUUGGGGGUGUAUCUUUUUUUGGUGUCAUCUCGCUGUGCGCCGGAUUUGUUAGUGAUACCAUUCCGAUCAUCGUUCUCAGAGCGCUGGUUGGAAUAGCUUCUUCGAUGACAGUCCCCUCGGCCUUGGCACUCCUGGUCAAAGUAUUUCCCGAGCCGCUCGAACAAGCUCACGCAAUAGGGGUAUUUGGAGGCUGCGCCUGCAUUUCUAACUCCCUUGGUCUCAUGAUUGGUGCAAUGUUUGUCCAAUGGGCAUCUUACCAUUGGGUGUUCUGGUUUAUGGCCAUCGUGGCUGUGCCAACGGCUCUGGCGUGUGUCUUCAUCAUACCGCCAGAAAUUUCAAACACUAAAAACAAUGUUGAGCCUGGAGUAGCGAAAUGGAAAAGCCUCGACUUACUCGGCGUGACCAUCCUAACUGUUGCCUUGAUUUUGUUCAUCUUCGCUGUGACAUCCGGCUCUACUGAUGGUUGGGCAUCUGCAGGAGUGCUUGCCCCGCUAAUCAUAUCAAUCUUGAUGAUGAUCGGGUUCUUCUAUUGGGAAACACGCAUACCUGUGGACACAGCUGCAAUACCACCCCGGACAUGGUUUUACCCCAAUUUCUCGAUUCUUUUUGCCGUCGCGCUCUUGCCAUUCCUUUGGUGGACCGCAGUGUUCAUGAUCUUUAUGACCCUGUGGCAAAACGCAUUUGAGUGGUCGGCAAUAUCAUCGGCUGUACACAUGCUCCCGAUCGGUAUCACAGCUUUCAUCAUGAGUUUCACCGGAUCGCUGUCUCGGAUCUUCAGUCCGAAAUGGAUUAUUCUGACAGGCCUAUCUUUUUGCAUGGUCGCGACCGUAUUGCUGGCGCUUGGCGGGGGGAAACCUGAGGACUAUUGGCCAUACAUAUUCCCAGCUUUUUCUCUAGGGAGCGCAGGGGUCAUGCUGGCAUUUACGCACGCAAAUAUUGCUAUUUUUCAAACCGCACCUUCGUCCAUGGCAGGCACAGUUGGUGCCAUCUUUAACGGUGCUCUGGAAUUCGGAUCAGCGAUUGGCCUCGCUGGUGUCAGCUCAAUAGAGACAUCCGUGGAAGCCAUCCACGGGGGCUCACACGAGUAUAAAGGACGAGCCGCAGCAUUUUGGUUCCUCUUUACGAUUGUCUCUAUCCAAUUCAUUUCACUGUUGAUAUUCUAUGACCGCAGUGCGGACCACGCACCCCAACCAGAUCACGGCAACCCCAGAAAUCCUGUCCGACGGAGCACGGACUCUGACGAAAAGCUUAGCGACGCGAACGCGACCACGAUCGAACAAACUGAGCUAACGUAUCUGCCGGUGUAG